AUGGCGGAUAGUGAGCUGAGUCUGAUUGCCAAGAAUAUAUCAAGUUUGUGUGAAGUCCCCCUGAGUCUCACUAUAACAUCACUCAACCUGCACUGUAACUGCAUCCAGAGGAUAGAGGGUCUUACUUCAGUGUGGCAUCUACGGCACUUGGACCUUUCAUCAAAUCGCAUCUCACGGAUUGAAGGCCUUAGUUCUCUUGCUUCGCUGAGGACCUUGAAUUUAUCCUGCAACUUAAUAACCAAGGUUGAAGGACUGAAUGGCCUUGUGAAUCUAACUACGUUAAACUUAUCCUACAAUCAAAUAAACAGUCUUACAGGUUUGCUGUAUCUCCAUGGUGCUGAAUAUAAGCUGAAACACCUCAGUCUCCAUAGCAACCGUCUGGACAGCAUCCACCAUAUACUGCAAUGCAUGUUGGGAGUGAAGAGUCUUAGAGAGGUCACUUUGAGUCUUGAUGGCAAAGACAACCCUGUCUGCAGCUUGCCAGGGUAUAGGGAUAUGGUUAUGCAGUCUGUACCACAGAUUGCCGUCCUGGAUGGCCUAGACCAGCUGGGAAAUCCAGCAUCUCUUCUGGAGGAGAACCCAUGUGAUAUCCCUGGUCUGGAGGACUAUGUAGACUUCCUGCUCUCCUCGGACACUAAUGAUGUGGCUCAAGGGGACGGCCCCUUCACCACACCCCGUGUAGACGAGGUGUUGACCCAGUUUCAUCAGCGGACCAGCUCAGUGGAAGCUACAGAUCCAGUUGCAUGUGCCAAAUGCCAGGGUGCCCAGCUGUGUCGACCUGCCAUGGCUGUUAGUGCAAACGCUGCUAAUCAGCAGCACAUCAGUACACUGGAGCAUCAGUCCAGCAGCUCCAUUCCCUCUUUGGAAACGGUACAGAAGGCCAAGAGAGACACAGACCACACGUCGGAGAGUGAGUGCGACGAUGGGAAGGAGAACAGGAGGCGCACCAGGAUCCCGACACAUCGUAGCAGCAUUGCGGCAUUUAAGAGACCCACCAAAGAGACAAAGAGCAGGAGGACAGACAGCAAUCAAGAGACUCAUAAACAGAAGGGUUCAAAGCGUGCCGUGAUGCCCAGGAGGAAAGCUGAGGCGCCCAAGGGUGUAGCCACAGUCGGGGAAGCUGGGAGGGGCCCUCUGAGAACUACUGAGGCUUCAGAGGCCAGGAAAACUGAGCUCACUGUGGAAGAGCAAACCUACAGGACAAUAGUGGAAGAGCGUGACCAAGAAAGGGAGAGACGUUGGAAGGCUGAGCAGGCUGUGAGGAAGCUAACAGAGCAGAUGAAGAGCCUCCAGACAAGGGCAAGUGAGGAGAAAGACCUCCAGAGCAUGGCCGUGCACACCACAGAAAGACUGAAAGAGUUGUUGCUGAAGGAGCGGGCAGAGCGGUCUGGCCUGCAGACCCGUGUUGAAGAGCUGGAGGAGAAGUGUCAGUCCCUGGCACAACAACUGGAACAGGCCCGUGGCCACAAGGAGCAACACAAGAGGGCGCUGUGCAGCCUGGAGGACAGCAUCUCCCAUGGAGAAGCACUCAGGGCCUGCCAGCAGGCAGAGGAGAUGAAACGUUACCAGGAGCUGGAGAACAGGGCAACGGCUCUGAAGAGAGAAGCGGAGAUCCAGAGAGCCUCGGUACGCCAGCACAGAGACAAGCUGCAGCAACUGCAUGAACUGCUUACAUCUAGGGAGCAGGCGCACAGGAAAGAGCUGGAGUCACGGUUGACACCUGGAGGGGCGGAGUUCCGUGAGGCGGUGGCUAAAGAGGUUGCAUCCGUGCAACAGAGCCAUGCACACAGGGUGGCGGAGCUGGAAGAGAAGAUUGCAGAUGGCAGAAAACAGUAUGCCACCCUGGAGGACGAGUUCCGAAUGGCGCUGACCAUAGAGGCUGCUCGGUUCUCCGAGAUGAAAGAGGUGUGUGAUCGGCUUAAUGCAGAACUGUCAGAGCUGAAGGCCGCCCUUGCCCAGUCCCAGCAGAGGGAGAAAAAGUCAGACUCUCUAGUGCAGGAGCUCACAGUCAUGGUCAAAGAGCAGAAGAGCCGAAUCGCUGAGCUUGCCAAAGCCAAGAGAGACACUGUCACUGAGCUGAAGGCCCGUCUGCGCUCCCUUGAGGCAGAAGUCACACAGGACAGGCGUCUCAAUCUGCAGCUUGAAUUGCUGAAGAAGGAUAAGUCGCGACUCCUGUCUCAGCUCACAGCCCAGGAGUCGGUAAUAGAUGGCCUUCGAGCUGAGAGAAAGAUCUGGGGCCAAGAGCUGGCUCAGCAAGGGGCAUCUUUAGCUCAAGACCGUGGCCGUCUGGAGGCCAGGAUCGAGGUCCUGGGCACUGAGCUGGAAACACAGAGAAAACAGAAUGAAAGGGACAAUGACGGCCUUAAGAUCAAAACCAAGAUCAUUGAUGACCAAACAGAGACCAUCCGCAAACUGAAAGAGGCCUUGCAGGGCCGGGAUGAGCAGAUCAGGAGGUUACGUGAAGAGGCGCUCCAGGCGCAGAAAAAGUUCCAACAACAGUUGGAGGAGGAGUUGGCCCCGAUGGCUGAGCUCAGGGAGCGGGUCAAGCAGCUCAUCCUGCGCAAGGAGGAGCUGAAACAGCAGCUGGAGGACAAGGAGAUGGAGCUUGAGGAGGUCAAGGGAAUUUACAGUGCCUCCAAUAAGAAGUGGCAGGAGAAGGCGGCCCUGCUGACUCAGCUGGAGGGUCAGGUGAAGCGCAUGAAGGAAACCUUUGACUCUAAGGAGUGCUUGCUGCUGGAAGAGAGAGACAAAGCGACACGGGCACACAAAGCUGCAGUAGAGAAGCUACGUUGUGUGGACGAUGCGUUCCGUCAGCAGCUUGAGUCUCUACAGGUUUCCCAUCAAGCUGAGGUCUUGCAAAUAGCCAGAGACAAGCAGACACAGAUAGAACAAGCCAGCCAGAAGGUUUUUCAAGUUGAGGAGGAGAUGCGUCAGCUCUUGGAAGAAACUCAAACUAACAAGAGAAUCAUGGAAGAGAAAAUGAGACGUCUCACCAGUGUACUGAGAGACUUCUAAUAUCUCAAAUCAACACACCACACACACCCCACUUAAAGAUUCUAAAGCACUGAGCUGUUAUAAACUAGUUUUUUAAACUCACUUGAUCAUCAGUUUUAUAUACUCAUGUUAACUUAUUACAGGUCUAUUUAUGUAUUGGAAUUUUUAAAUAAAAUCAAU
Lampris incognitus (smalleye Pacific opah) is the source of this 3174-nucleotide messenger RNA. It is a transcript of the gene lrrcc1, whose product is annotated as leucine rich repeat and coiled-coil centrosomal protein 1. The record is from RefSeq and is a predicted model, not a curated record. Bases 1 to 3015 code for a protein of 1004 amino acids. Gene Ontology annotation, molecular function: protein binding. NCBI's taxonomy places the organism in Eukaryota, Metazoa, Chordata, Actinopteri, Lampriformes, Lampridae. The transcript is spliced from 19 exons. Gene Ontology annotation, cellular component: centrosome; cytoplasm.